Messenger RNA from Mya arenaria, 4298 nucleotides. Its product is annotated as sonic hedgehog protein-like. NCBI's taxonomy places the organism in Eukaryota, Metazoa, Mollusca, Bivalvia, Myida, Myidae. Gene Ontology annotation, molecular function: calcium ion binding; patched binding. The record is from RefSeq and is a predicted model, not a curated record. Gene Ontology annotation, biological process: protein autoprocessing; regulation of gene expression; multicellular organism development. The coding region runs from base 1232 to 2500 and encodes 422 amino acids. The transcript is spliced from 5 exons.
UGAAAUAGAAACAAAAUAGGAACCGCAGAAUCAGUGUGUGCUCAAUCAAGUUGACAGCGUCAAAAUGAGGAAGACAAUGCAAUAAUAAUCGAAGACAUUUGCAUAGGAUCAUAGUACCAAAAAUAUGCUUAGGUUUCAUAUGUGUUCAUAGAUACUUGUCAAUCUUAUGUCACUUAAUAAGUUGACAGAUGAUUUUUAAACUUUACCCUGAUAUAAAACGCUUACAGAGGGAGGUUGUGCAUACUUUUGUUGAUUUUCUAUUGUGUUUUACUGUCUCUUAAAGUGGAUCUUGGAUUUUAACAGCCAGAGUGGAGAGCGGAAAAGAUUUAAUUAAAAUAAAGCUUACUGUAGGCCUAGGCAGGCAUACGGAGGCGUGGAUACCUUGACAGAUAAACACGUGAUACUUGAUUGACAGCUGGAUCUAUUUCUAAUGACUUCACACACCUAUGGUAUUUGGUGGAUUAAUAUACAGUGAGUAAACUGGGCUGGGCGGUCCUUUGGGAAUGACCAAAUCUAAAGACUCGCUUGUCAAUCAUGUUUGCAGACAAUGGGCAAUAUUUCACCGAGACGUCUUGGACUUUUCACGUCAAUAUUGUACAAAUCAAAACGCGUACCCUUGCCAAUACGGAUCUAUGAGGAAUGAGAUUAUGAGCGCCGGGUUUUUAAGGAGGGUUCGCUUGACAAGCGGCGUUCAACGUUAAUGUUUCUUCACUUACUGUAAGACGCAUUGUGUCAUACGUAACAGAAUGGUAAUAUGUUAUCCAAUCAUAAAAAUCAAAGAGUAUUGACAGUUAGUUCAAAUGGAAGCGCACUGAUUGUUUCGACGUCAUUUAUCAAGCAUCUACGACGAAGAUACAAGCUAUUUUGUCAAGGAUUCGUUGACAUAAAGCUACUACUUGGAAUAUUUAUUACAUGAUAAAUAUUAUGUAAUAUCUUCAUGAAAAGGAUUUUGGAAGUUCAUUUAUAUUUAUUAUUUAUUCAUCGGUCUAUUCUGACCUACAAUAUUGGUGAAAGAUUAAAAACAAACGCGAGUGAUUUGAAUUAAAUUAUUACUUUCUUCAUAACUAAAUGAUUUACAACUUAGCGGGUAUAUGACAAUAUUUGUUUGAAUAAAAAGUUGAAAAGAACCUCUACAGAAUUCACAAGUGCUGAUAUAGUUAAUGUGACAAGACUUAUUUAGAUAUUGCUACUCGGGGUGUUGAUUUAUUCCCCCGGUCGCUAGUGUGGAGGCAUGAUCGCAGCCUGCAGCCAGCGGCUUGUUCACUCAGUGGCCUUUGUGAUUCUGCUCCUUUCCGGAUUAACCCUCUCGUGCGGACCCGGCCCUAGGCUUAUCAGCCAACGGAAACACAAGAAAACGAGUCCCUUCGUUCUCAAGCAGCACGUGCCGAAUGUCUCGGAAUACACGCUCGGUGCGAGCGGUCAGCCAGACGGGCCUAUCAAACGAGGGGAUCCGCGCUUUCAAGAUCUCGUGGAGAAUCACGAUAGUAACGUGAUAUUCCGAGAUGAAGAAAGAGAUGGGUCAGACAGGAUCAUGUCCAAGCGCUGCAAGGACAAGUUGGAGGCCCUGGCCAUCAAGGUGAUGAACCAAUGGCCGGGCAGCCCACCGGAAACGCCGCCCGUCAAGGUGCGCGUCAAGGAAGCGUGGGACGACAACUUGCUGCACGGGGAGACGUCGUUACACUACGAGGGCCGCGCCGUGGACGUCGCUACAAGUGAUAGGGACAGGUCAAAACUGGGUACACUGGCCCGGCUUGCGGUGGAAGCGGGCUUUGAUUGGGUGGAAUACGAAUCACAUGGUCACAUCCACUGUUCCGUGCAGUCAGACUCCUCUGCGGCUAUUAAGAAUGGCGGAUGUUUUAACGGAGAAUCUACAGUUCGGCUUUCUGACGGAAAAACCCGAACGAUGGCGGAAAUACAGGUCGGAGAUCACGUGAUGAGCAUGCGCAGUGAUGGUGUCAUUGAAUACAGUGAAAUAAUUGCUUUUAUGGACCGAGAUGACAAUGGCUAUGGAUUGUUCUACACUUUACACACAGAAACGGGAGAAAGUAUAACGCUUACGGCAAAACAUUUAGUGUACAUUGUAAAUCAAAACAUGUCAUUAACUAUUGAUAGGAUGGACGCGGUGUUCGCGGAAAGCGUCGAAGAGGGGCAAUUCUUGUUGAUAGGAGAAAGAGACUCAAUUAGAUUAUCUCAAGUGACAGCCGUUACCGUGGAAACGAGGCGAGGAAUUUACGCGCCUCUUACGAAGCACGGCACUAUUGUCGUGGAUGACAUCGUCGCCUCGUGCUACGCUUUUAUAGACAAUAUUGUAAUUGCGCAUGCGGCUUUCGCGCCGAUGCGGGCUUAUCACGACAUAUCGCAAUUUCUCCCUUCCUACACAUGGUCAGUAGACAAUAAUGACACUAGUGUGGCCACGCCCACUGGGAUGCACUGGUACGCUAACGUGCUGUAUACGGUGGGUAGGACUCUGUUUAGCAAAGACACGUUAUACGUGCAUUAACCGCCCCACGCACCCGUGUAUCAAAGGUUAUUUAUUAAACAAUACUUAUUCUUGUUCAAAUCCAUGUCAAAGUAUAUGUUCAUGAAAUCAGCGGUUUGAUCAUUUGUUAACAAGCAUACAAUGUACUAGCAGUUCCAGGAUGGAGAGGGUUAAGGAUUGGUGUAAAUAAAUUUCAUCAAAAUACACUGUUUUAGACUUCAAAGGUAAAUAUUUAAUUCGAGGAAGAACCCAAAACCCACCUAACCAUGCUGAGAGCCUAGGAAGGGGUUUUCUGGGGAAGAGAGCGCACACGCAAUGUUGCCCCCCCCCCCUUUCGCCCACAUUGUCAAAUUCUGGAACCGCCCCUGCUAUGAAAUAUUGAACUAUGAUUUUUAUGUCCUAAUCUCAUGUUUUAUGAAUACUGCCAUAUGCCAUUUAAUAGCGUCGUAUGUCGAUUUGCAAUUAAUUUUAAAUAAAGAUGCUGAUUUUGGUAGUAAAUAAAGCAAACAAAAAGCUAUGGUACUGUUAAAAUAAUUGGAAGGUAAACUGAAUUGUGUCAAUAAAAUACUCUAAAGACUUUGAGACAUAUUAUAGAUGAUAGAGAAGGUUGUUAUAUGCAUUUUACUGUUUUUACGUUACUGUAUAAAAGGGACAUAAUUCAAACUGUUUGUACUUUUACAUUAUUGGAGUUACCUUCCUUGGAUGUCUGUGAUUACUAUUCUACAUGUUGAUAUUGUUUUAUGCUAUACAUGUACACUAAUAUAAAGAUGUGUAAAUGAAUUUUUCACAAAGGUGCAAAUAAGAUUUUGAUUUUUUCAACAUUCUUAUAAAGUAUGUUCGAUUUUUAAAAUGAGAUAUUUUUAAUUGAAUAGUUUUUUGAAAAUUUGUAAAAUCAGAAAUGAGCAAGAUUUUAUCCAUGAUUUGAAAAACAUACUCAUCAUGGAGCAUUUACUAAAUAAAUUAGAAAUACAUUGUAUGCUAUAUUAUUUGUACAUAAAAGGCAUAUUAUUUAACAUACUAUCACACUUUGACACGAUAUUUUACAAGUGUAAGCUAUUGAAACAGUCAACAAAUAUUAUUUUGCCAAUUUGCAAAGUAUAUUUUUUUUUUUGUUAGGCCAGAAGUAAGAAUUAAUUUAUUUGCGUUUCCCGUCUGACUCACUAAAACCAAUCAUGAAAAAAAUGUGUUUAAGCUAUCCUUUCGGCAUAUUUUUCAUAGUUUUUGACAACAUUGCCAUCCAUAAACGUAUAAAUUAAUGAGUUGUUUCGAUUCGAAAUAAGAAACACACUCCACGUUUCAAUUCUUACAUUGGAAAGUCUUGAUAUGUAAUUCUAAAUUCAGUUGAAAAGUUAAGUGUAACGUAAUAUAGUACUUGAGAAGAGUAUGUCGUAUAUACAGAUGUUGCGAUCAUGUCUUCAUUUCGGCUUGUUUUAUGUCGACUUGGUAGUUUUAAUUCAACAUGUCGUAAUACUUAUGUCGACUUAUCAAUUUAAUUAGUGAACGAGUCGACAUAGUUAAAGGGACAUGUUGUGCUUAUACAUCCAAGUCAAGGUAAACCAAGCCGAUAUGGGUACAUAUUCACAUUAUCUGAUUAUUAUUAUUUGAUAAUUCUCAACUUGGUAUUUUCAAGAACGGUUUAUUUCUCAAUGCAAUUUCAUUAGGUUAUUAUUUAUCAUCCUUUUAAAACUGAAUAAAUUCUGUAAAUUGAUCAGUUCUUAAUAUAUUGUAAUUUUAAAUUUCCAUAGCAAGUGAAAAUAUAAUUUAUACGUUUGUACUACAUUGAUAUUUUAUUGCAUAUUUAUAAAGUUAAAAUAAAUGU